ACGUCGUGACGUAACCCAGCAUUAGACGCACUGAGCGGAAAGAAAUCAUAACUGUAGCUUCUGCUUCUGAACCGUCUCUGCUGUAGACAACCACACAAGCCAACCACAUUGAGCACUUCUUCAGGAUUCGCAUUGCACACUGAGCUGUUCUAACUAUACUGUCUAUGGUUCUAAAAGUCUAUGUUUUUUCCUGCCCCCCCCCAGCAGUUGCCUUUCGUACCCGGGUUUGUGUUUAAAUCUCCAGCCUGGAGGGACAGAGCAGAAGUAAAGGGAGGAAGAACACGGAUUCACGGACUGAAACUGUGAAGACAUGGGGGCUGUUCUGGGGGCCUUUUCCUUCGCAAGCUGGGUGCCGUGCCUGUGCAGCAGUGCAACCUGUCUGAUGUGCAGCUGCUGCCCGGGCACCAGGAACUCCACGGUGACCAGGAUCAUCUACGCCUUCAUCUUGCUGAUGGGGACCAUCGUCGCCUGCAUCAUGCUUUCGCCUGGUGUGGAUCAGCAGCUAAAAAGGAUUCCAGGUUUCUGUGAAGACGGGGCUGGCUCCUCUAUCCCUGGUCUGCAAGCUGAUGUCAACUGUGAAAUGUUUGUGGGCUACAAAGCAGUGUACCGCAUCUGCUUUGGCAUGAGUAUGUGGUUCCUGGGCUUUGCCAUUCUUAUGAUUAACAUCAAGAACAGCAGAGACCCCCGUGCUGCCAUCCACAAUGGAUUUUGGUUUUUCAAGUUUGCUGCCUUGGUGGCAGUUACAGUCGGUGCCUUUUACAUUCCAGAUGGGCCAUUUACCUACACUUGGUUUGUCGUGGGCUCUGGCGGAGCUUUCUGUUUCAUUCUGAUCCAGCUGGUGCUGCUGGUGGACUUUGCCCACUCCUGGAACGAGUCCUGGGUGGACAAGAUGGAGACCGGCAACUCCAGGGGCUGGUAUGCAGCUUUGCUGAUGGUCACUAUCCUCAACUACAUCCUGUCAUUUAUUGCUGUCGUGCUGUGCUUCCUCUUCUACACCAAGCCUGAUGGAUGCUCUAUCAACAAGUUCUUCAUCAGCUUCAACAUGUUGUUCUGCAUCGUGGCCUCUGUUGUCUCUGUGCUGCAUAAAGUACAGGAGUCUCAGACACGUUCAGGUCUUCUUCAGUCCUCCGUCAUCACCCUGUACACCAUGUACUUGACCUGGUCUGCCAUGAGCAAUGAGCCUGACGAAGAAUGUAACCCCAGCCUGCUGAGUAUCUUUCAGCAGAUCGCAGCCCCCACACUGGCCCCUCUGGAGGUGGAGAACCAGACAGCUGUGGUGAUCAUCGGCCCAGAGGAACCUGUCUUGACAGCCCCGUACCUGCAGUGGUGGGACGCCCAGAGCAUCGUGGGGCUCGCUAUAUUUGUCCUGUGCAUCCUCUACUCAAGCAUUCGUUCGUCCAGCACUAGCCAGGUGAACAAGCUGACCAUGGCGUCCAAAGACUCGGCGAUCCUGGCGGAGGGCGGCAGCAGCCUGGACCUAUCAGAAGAGUCCACAGGACCUAGGCGGGUGGAGGACAAUGAGCGGGACAUGGUCCAAUACAGCUACUCCUUCUUCCACUUCAUGCUCUUCCUGGCCUCACUCUACAUUAUGAUGACCCUCACCAACUGGUACAGCCCUGAUGCAGACUACACCAUAACUAGCAAGUGGCCAGCAGUGUGGGUGAAGAUUAGCUCCAGCUGGGUGUGUUUGGCCCUGUACACCUGGACUCUGGUGGCCCCCAUGAUCCUCACCAACCGAGACUUCAGCUGAUCAGCAACUCCGUCUCUGGCUUCACUCGGUCCUCUACAGACCUUUCUUUACAGAAACUCUGACCAUAUUGCCUACAUUUUACUUUCGCAAUUUAUACUUUUAACUGGAGCGCAGUUUCAUUAUUUAAUAAAGUUAACAAUUGGUCGGAUUCAGAGAUGCCAUAACAGCUGCUUCAGGUAUUAACUGCAGUGAUUUCAUAGAUGCGAGGACAAUUACACAUGUUCCACUGAAGCACAAAAACACACUUGAAGAAAAACAAUCCAUUUGUUUGUGCAAAUUUAUGUCCACAAUAGGGCUGCAUGAUAUGAGGAAAAUAUGCGAUAACGUUGUUGAAAUCGCGAUAAUGAUACAGAUAUUAAAGUGCACUCCAUUAUGCUUUUCUGCUGCUUUCAGUAUUCUGCUAAAAUACAAAAAAUUGCAUGCUGAGUUUUAAACAAAUGAAAGGAAAUCAUUUCCAUCAUUCUUUUAUUAAACAAAUUGAACAUUGAAUUAAACGUAAAAGGCAUAAAAAAAAAUCUCUGAGUGUCUAUCACGAUAUGUCACAGCCUUUCGUGAUGCGUUUAUUGCGGCAGUUGUGAUGACGAUAAAAAAACUAUAUAUCGUGCAGCCCUAGUCCACAAUAAAACCAGUGUCACAUUUUGAUAUUACGUGCUCUUAAUCUAAAAUAAUUUCUGCUGUAAGAACAACAAAUAGUCAUAUUUCAUCAAAUACUAACAUUGUUUACACUGCUUGAAAAUAUGAAUGUAUUACAGUAUUAAUAAUGAGGGCUGGUUUGUGAACUGCACACAGUAGUAAACUCAUAGUUUGCUGCUAUGCCUUCCAAUGCCUUAUAUGUCUCAAAUGUUUCUGAUAUGUGAAUAUAUUGAAUAUAUUAAGAGUAAUAUGAAGUACAUGAAUGUAGUAAACUAUGAUUAGUAAACAUUCCUGCAAUAUGACUCAAAGUCAAGUUUCUGCCAAAUAUGUAUGGUCCAAGAUAUUCAAUGUGAAGGUGUCUUUGAGAUGUGAUCAUUUCAGGUUAAUAUAAAUCCACACAGUAACACAACGGUACUAAACACGCAGAUACAAUCAGAAGAUUAGUUUAAAGCUGCUGUGGGUUAUGGUUUUAUUAUUUUCUGUGCAUCAUUGUAUGACUCCAAAUACAAAGUAUUACAGAAGGGCUUUAAAGAUGAUUAUGACUUUACUUGUAUAGAAUGUCAUCUUUUUUUAAUCCAAAAAAUAAGUUGUGUUUUGUAAGACAUGUCAGUGAAUGGUAAUUGAAUGGUUACAUAUGUUUAAGAAUGAAACCUGAUUCAUAUGACACAAAAUUACCAAAUGCCUUGUAAGCCAAAGUGAUGGACUGUAGUUCUAGUUACUGUGAUAUGUGUGAGUUCUCAGUGCUUCUGCAAUUUCUCUACACACUGAUUUAUGUUUGCUAUGGCUCAAUGUUCACUACAGAGGUACAAUGUGCAAAACUCUUAACAUGAAUAAAUGAGCUGGUCUGUCUUG
This is a messenger RNA of Sander lucioperca (pikeperch), 3235 nucleotides long. RefSeq names its product serine incorporator 1 (gene serinc3). The transcript is spliced from 10 exons. Gene Ontology annotation, cellular component: membrane. Bases 311 to 1750 code for a protein of 479 amino acids. NCBI's taxonomy places the organism in Eukaryota, Metazoa, Chordata, Actinopteri, Perciformes, Percidae. The record is from RefSeq and is a predicted model, not a curated record.